Microplitis mediator is the source of this 2142-nucleotide messenger RNA. RefSeq lists its product as uncharacterized. Gene Ontology annotation, cellular component: extracellular region. The transcript is spliced from 8 exons. Gene Ontology annotation, biological process: central nervous system formation; innate immune response; regulation of Toll signaling pathway. The record is from RefSeq and is a predicted model, not a curated record. Gene Ontology annotation, molecular function: Toll binding; growth factor activity. The coding region runs from base 140 to 1351 and encodes 403 amino acids. Lineage: Eukaryota; Metazoa; Arthropoda; Insecta; Hymenoptera; Braconidae.
CGCAUUGAAACUUGAGUUCAAGAACUUCAGUAUUGCUAUGACCGUCAGAUCUUUAACAAUUGUCAACUUAAAUUCAUUCAUACAAUCUUAUCUCAUAUAAACAUUCAUAUUUUCCAAUCAACUACUGUUCAAACUUAUCAUGGAUUUUCGAACAUUUGUCAUGAUACUUAUGUGCUGCUCGACAUUCGCCGAGCCAAGUAGAAGUAAAUUGGGGUUGCAUGUGAAUGAGUCAUCGUCAACUCAAGAAGAAGAACCGCCUGAAGGUUUUUAUGCUUUUGUUGAAUCUCCGAAUGCUGAACCGCCCAAAGUAAGACCGCCGCCUUAUAUUGACAGUGACAAAGAAUGUUUUGACACUGGAAAACAAGAACAAGGAUUCGUUUCAAUUCACAACGUUUGCGGUGAUUUGAAUAAAGGAUACAUUCCACGAAAUCCUAUGAAACAGAAUGUUGCUGGAUCUUCAUAUCCUUUUGAAUUGAUUAAAAACCAAACUUUGAAAUUCUUGAGCAAAACAUUACCCAUUUUAAAAGCAGACGAUUCAUUGCCGAUAGUGGCUAAAGUUCAACCAUUUUCACAAAAUUCUGUACACACGGAUGAGAAACGGAGUAGAAGUAAAAGAGCCGCUGAGUCAUCAACGGCUAUAGAUGCCAAUCGGAAUGGUCGUAAAUUUUGUGAAAACGGCGGUGGAGUAAUGUGUAUGCUUUACAAAGCAAUUCAAGGAGAGCCAUUAGCAGCGUCUGCAGCUGAACGACGUGACGAGCCAGUAUCUUCUCCAGAGUAUCGUCAGCGCACGCCUCCACAAGAAAAACCCGAGUACACUGGCCCACCGACACCUUGUCCAGCUAAAGUCGAAUAUGCAACCCCAGUUUUUGCUAAAAACUACCAAGGGAUCUGGCGAUACGUUGUCCAGAUACCUUAUGAAGGAUAUUUCACUCAGACAAUCGAGUUGACGCGCUGCAUGCAAUCGAGGUGCCAUUAUUUGGACGGCGGAUGUCUUUCAUCACCUAGAUGGACAAGUUUACUUGUUGCGGAAAUUUAUUAUCCGGACACUGUAAUGGAAGAGAGUCCGAAUGGAAAAUUCCCAGGACCUCGUGAACCAAUAGCCGCUAAUUCGCCGCCGCCAGUUCACGAUUAUCAGAAUUUUCAAAUGUAUUUACAGAAGAGAGCCGGCGAAAAUGAAGGAAGAAGUAGUUCUAGUAAUCAACAACAUCAUUGUGAUGGACACGACGAUAUGGGAUGUUUCCGGAUUCGUCUGUACUACGAUUGGUUUUUGGUGCCCGGAAGUUGUAAGUGCUGGCGACCUGACUACUUCAAUCGUUAUGUGCGUCGUACUAAUGUUAAUUCCGACUUGUAAGCUGGCGCUUUAAAUACGAAUAAUAACGCGCAAUUAUACAAUGUGUAAGUAAUUGUACACAAGAAUUGAUAUUGACUCAUUGUCAAUAAAAAGGAUCAACAGACAUAUAUAUUUUUGUUUGUAAAUUUAUUCCGUGUUGCUGAGUUUAAAAGUAAUCGGAGAUUAAGAAUUGACAGUCUCAAUGACAAAUAGUUAAAGUUAUAUUUAGUUAUCACUGAUUUUUAUUUGUUAAAUGAAGUCAAUUGUUACGAUAUAAGUCUGGAAAUUUUUUUAUAUAUCUACAGAUAUCUUUCAUAUGUAAUUACACAAAAAAAAACUGACUGAUGGUUACUGUAACUAGUUUUUUUAUACUUUUAAUUAUUAAUAUCACUGUAAAAAUUUGCGGAUUAAAUCCGGAGUGAUUACGAAGCGGGUGACUGUUUAUUUAUUUAAUUCUCUCAAAGUGAAAUUCACUCCGGAGAGUUUAUUUUAAUAUUAAAACUCCGAAUUUGAAUGUGGAUUUAAAUAAAAUCCAGAUGCCGCCGAAAUCAUUCCGCUGAAAAAAAAAUUCCCUAUUUACUCUUUAUGCGGAAUGAUUUUUUAAGAAACUUCGGAACCGAGAGAAUUCAAAUUGAAAUAAAAUCCGUAAUUACUCCGAAUUUACUACCGAUUUUUUACAGUAUAAUUAAAUUAGAUUUUAAGAAAUGAAGAGAUUUAUGCUGAAAAGGUAAAAAUAAAAGGAAAAUAAAUCCUUAAAAAAAUAUUUUACCUUUUCUGCAUUGAUCACUUGAAAUGUGUGAUCAAGUAUUUUU